AUGGCCGGGCUCCUGCCGCUGCUGCUGCUCCUGCUGCCGGCGGGCCCCGCCGGCGCCUCCAAGGACGAUUGUUUCUCCAAGCUGUUCACGGCCAGCGGGGAGUGCUGCCGGGUCUGCAACGUGGGCGAGGGCGUGGUGCAGCCCUGCGGGCUCAACCAGACGGUCUGCGAGCCCUGCCUGGACAGCGUCACCUUCUCGGACACGGCGAGCGCCACGGAGCCGUGCAAGCCGUGCACGCAGUGCGAGGGGCUGCAGAGCAUGUCGGCGCCCUGCGUGGAGACCGACGACGCCGUGUGCCGCUGCGCCUACGGCUACUUCCAGGACGAGGCCAGCGGGAGCUGCCGCGAGUGCCGCGUGUGCCAGGCGGGCUUCGGCCUCAUGUUCCCCUGCAAGGACUCGCAGGACACCGUGUGCGAGGAGUGUCCCGAGGGCACCUUCUCCAGCGAGGCCAACUUCGUGGACCCCUGCCUGCCCUGCACCACGUGCGAGGAGAACGAGGUGCUGGUGCGGGAGUGCACGCCCGUGGCCGACGCCGAGUGCCGGGGGCUCCACCCUCGCUGGACAACGCCCGCCCCGGCCCCGGCGGCCUCUGAGAGCCCCGAGCCGGUCACCGGGGAGCCGCCGGGCACCGAGGCGGGGGCCAGCACCGCCGCGGACACGGCCACCACCGUCAUGGGCAGCUCGCGGCCCGUGGUGACCCACGGCACCAGCGACAACCUCAUCCCCGUCUACUGCUCCAUCCUGGCCGCCGUGGUGGUGGGGCUGGUGGCCUACAUCGCCUUCAAGAGGUGGAACAGCUGCAAGCAGAACAAGCAGGGCGCCAACAACCGCCCGGUGAACCAGACGCCGUCCCCCGAGGGGGAGAAGCUGCACAGCGACAGCGGCAUCUCCGUGGACAGCCAGAGCCUGCACGACCAGCAGCCCCCCGGGCAGGGCACCCAGGGGCCAGCGCCCAAGGCGGACGGGAGCCUGUACUCGGCGCUGCCGGCCAGCAAGCAGGAGGAGGUGGAGAAGCUGCUGGGCAGCUCGGCCGAGGACACGUGGCGGCAGCUGGCCGGCGAGCUGGGCUACAAGGAGGAGCUGCUCGACGCCUUCGGCCGCGAGGAGAGCCCGGCCCGCGCCCUCCUGGCGCACUGGGCCAGCCGCGAGUCGGCCACGCUGGACGCGCUGCUGGCCGCCCUGCGCAGGGCCCAGCGCGGCGACAUCGCCGACAGCCUGGCCAGCGAGUCCACGGCCACGUCCCCCGUGUGA
Lonchura striata (white-rumped munia) is the source of this 1251-nucleotide messenger RNA. It is a transcript of the gene NGFR, whose product is annotated as nerve growth factor receptor. Gene Ontology annotation, molecular function: death receptor activity; nerve growth factor binding; coreceptor activity. NCBI's taxonomy places the organism in Eukaryota, Metazoa, Chordata, Aves, Passeriformes, Estrildidae. Gene Ontology annotation, cellular component: cell surface; plasma membrane. The record is from RefSeq and is a predicted model, not a curated record. Gene Ontology annotation, biological process: Rho protein signal transduction.